Molecule: messenger RNA, 5050 nt
Organism: Monopterus albus (swamp eel)
Lineage: Eukaryota; Metazoa; Chordata; Actinopteri; Synbranchiformes; Synbranchidae
Gene: xylt2
Product: xylosyltransferase II
Exons: 11
Coding region: 82-2646 (854 amino acids)
Biological process (GO): heparan sulfate proteoglycan biosynthetic process; chondroitin sulfate proteoglycan biosynthetic process
Cellular component (GO): membrane
Molecular function (GO): protein xylosyltransferase activity
Source: RefSeq, a predicted model, not a curated record
CUCAGGACGGAGAUAGACACGUGUGCGCGCAGCUGAGAGUGCACCGUGCGCGCGCGCUCACCCGUCACUGGAGACGAAAAAAUGGUGGCCAGCGCUCGAGUGCUGAAGCUUCUCCGACGAUAUAAACUAGCGAUUGCUGCCGCUUUGACUAUCCUCCUGAUUCAAGGGCUUGUAGUAUGGAGUCUGAGAAGUCUGGAAGAGGGCGAGGCAGAGCGAAAAACACGACGGUCUAAGCUGCCUGACCACAACAGCCAAAACCCCAAGAGAGACCCUACACUUUGGGAUAAACAGAGGCUUUUGUCAGGAAGGAACAGGGGCAGAGGAGGAAAGUCCAGCAAGCUAAAGACUCCUCAGGAGCGUGGGAUGGUGGCUGGACUGGACCAUGUAGUCCCUCACGACUUGUCGAGCAGCCGUAACUUCAGUGAGAGCCGGGGUGGUCCAGAUGGGGUGGUUAAGUUACCUGCUACUGCUGUACCGGGGGAGCCGGGUAGCGUGGACGGGGCACACCAAGCCCCCAGCAAUGACUUUGUGCCUAAAUGUGAUAUCACGGGCAAGGACGCCCUGUCUGCCCUCCAUCGCGCCAGGUCUCAGCAGUGCCAACAGGAGAUCACCAGCAUCGUGUGUCAGCAUCAGGCUGGGCAGCUCAUGCCAAAAACACUUCCUCAGUUCUGCCCACAGCUCGUUGUAUCAAAUCCCGUCCAGGCCGUUGGUGAGCUGGACAACAGCUUAUCCAAAGUGGAGAACCCUGUCAGGGUGGCUUUUGUUCUGAUGGUCCACGGCCGUGCUGUACGGCAGCUCAAGCGCCUAAUUAAAGCCAUAUUCCACCGUGACCACUACUACUACAUCCAUGUGGACAAGAGGUCCAGCUACAUGCAUCGAGAGGUCCUGCAGAUAGCUCAGCAGUUCCCAAAUGUGCGAGUCACCCCCUGGCGGAUGGUCACCAUCUGGGGCGGUGCCAGCCUACUGAAGGCCUACCUACGCAGCAUGCAGGACCUUCUGUCCAUUCUGGAUUGGAAGUGGGAUUUUUUCAUCAAUCUCAGCGCCACAGACUUUCCCACCAGGACCAAUGAUGAACUGGUGGCGUUCCUCUCACAGCACAGAGACAAGAACUUCCUCAAGUCACAUGGAAGAGAGAAUUCCCGGUUCAUUAAGAAGCAGGGCCUUGACCGUCUCUUCCAUGAGUGUGACAAUCACAUGUGGCGCCUUGGCGAACGCAGCAUUCCUGAAGGCCUGGAGGUCUCAGGUGGCUCUGACUGGUUUGCACUCACCCGCCGCUUCGUGGAUUACGUCAUCAACUCCAAGGAUGACCUGGUGUCAGGGCUGAAGCAGUUCUAUUCCUACGCUCUGCUCCCUGCUGAGUCCUUCUUCCACACGGUGCUGGGGAACAGUCAUAUGUGUGACACACUGGAGGACAAUAACCUGCGUGUAACCAACUGGAAUCGCAAACUGGGCUGUAAAUGCCAGUACAAGCACAUUGUCGACUGGUGUGGCUGCUCGCCCAAUGAUUUCAAACCACAAGACCUCAUCCGGAUUCAGCAAUUGACCCGUCCGACAUUCUUUGCUCGUAAGUUUGAGUCAACAGUGAACCAGGAGGCCAUAGACAUCCUGGACACUCACCUGUAUGGCCAGUAUGCCCCGGGCACCGUUGCCAUCAAAGCAUACUGGGAGAGCCUGUUUGAGCAUUUGGAUGGCACUGUCGCUCUCAGUGAUGUGGCUCUCACUGCUUACACUUCCUUCUUUCGCCUGGGCCUGAAGAGUCUGACAGCUGCUCAGAGCAACACGGAGGCUUGCAGGUUUGAACCAGCAGGCCACCCUCUGUCGGUACACUUGUAUUUUUAUGAUGACUAUUUCCAGGGUUACCUGGUGCGUCAGGAAGCCCAGGCCGUUGGGUCAGAGGUCAGGGAGAUGCUCGAGAUCUGGGCUGUGCCGCAGGCUACCCUGGUCCUUGAGACAAACCUUAAGGAGUUUGAAAGACUCAAGAAGCUUGAAAUUGGCACAGAGUGGGAUCCAAAGGAAAGGAUCUUCCGUAACUUUGGUGGGUUGAUGGGCCCUUUGGAUGAACCCCUGGCUGUCCAGAAGUGGGCCCGUGGUCCCAACCUCACAGCCACUAUUGUGUGGAUUGACCCAGCUUUAGUGGUAGCAGCAUCUUAUGACAUUACAGUGGAUGCAGAUGCAGAGUACACUCAGUAUAACCCGCCGCUGCAGCGCCCCCUGCGGCCCGGGGCCUGGACUGUACGGGUAUUAAAGCAAUGGCAGCGAGUUGCAGAAGUUCGUUUUCUUGUCAUGCCAUUAACCUUCAAAGACAAGGAGCCACUACGUAAAGAAGAGGACCGCUUGCUCCAUGCAGGACCCCCAGGGAACCUAUACCUGGAGCAGAGCUUCCAGCAGCUGAGUGCCGUUCUGAAGCUGCCUUCCCAGGAGUCCGCCAUGCGGGAGGCCCAGCGUAAUGCCCAGCUCAUGGGUAAGUCCCUUGAAGCGUGGGUGGACAGUAGCAUGGGGACCUUCUGGGUUACUGGCAAUGUGUGCGCCCAGCAGACUUCCUCUUGCCCAGCAUUGGGACUUUGCUUCAAAACCUCCUGGAGCUCCUUAUCUCCAGAUCCCAAAUCUGAACUGGGCCCAGUUAAAAGUGAUGGGCGGAUCAGGUAGCCCCAAGAGAGGAGAACCUGCAGACUUCAAUACAUACACAGGAAGACUCUGGGAGAGCUGGACCUGCACUGGAGAUCUCCCAGAGAACCUGUGUGAGCCAGAUCUUAUCUCCAAGGUCAGCUCAGAGCUCAAGGGUACAUAAACAACAAGGCAUCUUCCUGCACUAAGGAGUCGAGACACUCUUGGAGGAGUGGAAAUACAGACCUGAAAGAAGAGGUUACGACUACUGGAAAUUUGCACUUACAAGAUUACAAUUGCAAAGUCUUGUGUUGCUGUUCACUGAACCGAUACAUGGGUGCAAGACGUAUGGCACAGGCUUUCAGUCGGGGUCUGUCUGGAUCAGGGUUUGAACAGAACCUUCUGCAGAUGUUUGAACUCGGCACAGUUUUCUUUUCUGCCUUGAAAGAAUUAGAAAUUUUGUCAGAAGUCAACAACAGGCUCCUCGCUGUGUUCUGUCUUCAUUUCAAGGGAGAGCAGAACCUAUGGAUCAUAUUAUUGUGCUUAUUUUGAAGCAUUUUUACAUAAUCACAAGGAGCAGACAAAUGUUUUGCACUUUACUAUAAGAUUGUGAUGUUACACAGAAGUCACUCAGUUACAGUGUGAGGAGUAGAAGUAAAGAAGUCAUGAAUAAGGUCACAUCAUUUGUUUUUAUUAUGCACUAGGCUCUGAGACAGGUACGUAACUGCACUGUCACUCCUUGUUACACAGACACAUCAGUAAAUACUUGGACUGUAAUCUGCGUUCGUACAAAGGGUGGGGUGUUUAGGUUUAGAGACUUAUGUUUGGUGCAGCAUAUCAUUUCAAAAACAUGUAAUAUUUUUUGUAUGCUUUGUCCAUUAGUUUCCUUUAACUAUUUAUCCGUUCAGAAUAGUGUUCCUGGUCAGAGGAAGUGCCUAGACAGCUGCAGACAGUGCGGCUGCAUUCAGAACUCCUCAGAAAUGGCUGAAGUCCAUGCGCGGUUUAAAUGUGCUGUUGUCAGAAGUUCCAGAACAAACAAGAGGACCCCGACUUGCUGCUGUCGAAAUCCUGACGGUGCUGCAACGAUUCCUCAGUUAACCGACCAGUCGGUCGAUUAAAACAAUCAGCUGCUCUUUGGGGAAUCAAAUAAUAAGUUAGUACAUUUUUCAAGAAAAAGCAAAACAUUUACUGAUCUCGUAUAUGAAAUUGUUGCUCUUCUCGAUCUUACUAUAGAUUCAAUAUUUGAGUUUUUGGACUGUUAGUUGGACAAAAUAUGACAUUUGAUGAUGUCACCUUGGACUCCAGGAUGUGGUGAAGGGUGCUUUUCACCAUUUUCUGGUACUUUAUUGAAACCAGCAAGUCAUUGGUUAAUCAUUUCAAUAAACCUCAGAUUAAUUGAUAAUAAAAAUAACCAUUGGUUGCAGCCCUAAAAUAAUUUGUCACUCAGUGGCCAGUUUAGCAAGAUGAGGAAAAUUUUGAUGAAACUUGGGGGAAAAUUUUGGGAAACAUGCUUUUUCACAUUCUUACUUGAGAGUUUGUUCAAGUACAAAGCUUGAUAGCGCACACAUGAGCUAAAUAUGAAGCUACAGCCACCAGCGGGCUAACUUCUAGCUAGCCUGGUUCUGUACAGAGGGAACCAGGGGUUUGGCUUUCUCUGUUGAGACCAGUAAUAUCAAGACCUGCAGGUUGCUUAGCAACAGGUCUUGAUCAUGUAGCCCAGCACUAGUGAUUUUUAGACGUGUCCUGGUGGAUUUUGUUGGUUUCCUGCCGUUUCCACCCGUUUCGCUGUGCUAAGCUAAGCUAACUAGCUGCUGACUGUAGUUUCAUAAUAACUGUUCCAGUAGGAACCAAUCUUUUCAUCAAGAUGACAAAAGCAAGACUUUCAAACUCUAAACGUGGUUAGAUAUCAAGUUAGUUGGUCAACAGCAGACGUUAUGUUUAGGUUUGGGUAAGUCAAGCUGCCUUUACUUAGAAAAUUUAAUCGUUUACUAUGGGACUGUCGCUUCCACAGAUGUGCAAUUCAUGCCUUUUCAGAGGAUAGUGACCCCUCUUCUUUCUUAGAUUGUGUUUUUACCUAGUGUUAUGUGACCUUUUGUUAUGUUUGUUUUCAAGUGACCUUGUUUACAUUGCACAGUACAGUUGCUUCAGUGAAGCCCCAGUUUUACCGAGGUAGGAGCGGCAUAACAGAUGUUAUUUUUCUACACUGUUUUAGAGGAUGUUUUGUCCGUUCAUCUCCAGUGCUCUGGUAAAUUGCUGUCUACUUCUGUUGUGAUUGCCAGUCCACCUAUUCAGUGUGAUUUGAAGCAGGCCUUCAGUUUUUAGUGGGGGCGGGAUGUUGAGGUUUCCAUACAUGCUGCUCGUGUCUGAGUAGGGACCUUCAGCCUGUCACUGUAAGCCACAGGAGAUGCAUUCUGACUCAUGGACUCAAUAAAAACACUUCAAUGAA